Molecule: messenger RNA, 5249 nt
Organism: Mirounga angustirostris (Northern elephant seal)
Lineage: Eukaryota; Metazoa; Chordata; Mammalia; Carnivora; Phocidae
Gene: KCTD6
Product: potassium channel tetramerization domain containing 6
Exons: 3
Coding region: 3653-4525 (290 amino acids)
Biological process (GO): ubiquitin-dependent protein catabolic process; protein homooligomerization
Molecular function (GO): cullin family protein binding
Source: RefSeq, a predicted model, not a curated record
GCGGCCGGGCUGGGGCGGUCCCGGGGCCCGCCCCGCGGGGACGUGCGGCUUCGGCGGACCCGGGCUCGCGACGCCGGGGCGCACCCCGCCCGGGCCCGGAGCAUCUCGUGUCCCACGCCGAGCCGGGUGGGGUGGGUGGGGAGACUGUGGCUACAGGGCAGCAGCGAGGCACGGCCCGGACGGGGACACCUCGAGUUUUGCUCAAAAAUGAUUGUUUUAGGGGGUGGCGCUUAUUAGCCACCGUCUGCCCUAAUUUAAGGCUGUGACAGGGCUUCUGAGCUCUGCCUUAGGGCAUUUUCUGCCCUCAGAGACACACUGUGAGUGCAGCUGAGUUCUUUAUGCUCAGAUUUGUGUAUCUUGGCAUUUUUAAUGGUUGAUGUCGGAGGUGAUAAAUGACCGUGGUAGUGGGGAGCCCCCGAAGCACCUGCUGGGCUGACAGUUGUGGAGGUUGUGUCUGAGGGUGGGACGGGAGAAACGAAACGCAGCCUCUUUGGAUAUUCUGCUGAAGUUAUCAUGUUUAAGUAUAGCUGCUCUGGAGCAAGUUGAUAAACCCAAUUUUAGGACUUGGCGACAGAAGAGGUUUGAGUGGCAAGCCGACCCGGGGUGACCUGGUUUGGCCAGGAAUGUUUGGGGUAGCCCAGGUUAUCUCUUACCAUUUCUCUUUGGCAUAUUUAUUUUCUUCCGUCGCAAAUGUCCAAGUGCGAGCUCAGAAUAGGAGAAAAGCUAGAGGACAGCAUUUAGUACAGGCCCGAGCCCAAGACUGAUGUUUUCAAAUAAACAAAUGUGUGGCUAGGAAAAGGAAAAAUCUUCUUAUCUGCAGGGUUGGUAGUUUGAGAGAACUUGGUCUGUGGUUGAGAACUAUCAGUCCUUACUAAUAUUUCAUUUUAUGUAAUACUGUAGAUAUUAAGGAUUGAGUGAUGAGGACUGCCAUAGAUGCUCAUUCCUAAGAUUUGUAUGAUUGAAAUUUUCAUAAAUCAUAUUUUACCCAAAGCAUUCCUACAUAAAGGAAUCCUAGGGUGAAUCCUUCUAUGGAUCCCUCAGUGUGUCUUGAAUUUUGAUAUUUAGAGUCUAUUUAAAACGGAACACACGUAUUUAUUUGGGUUUUGCUUUACCUUAGAGAUAAUCCUGAGUCAUGCUUUAGAGAAGUUCCUUCUGUGAUCAAGAGCUCAGAUGUCUGGUGGUCUCUAUACAAGCUGGCUGCUCCCCUUUACCUGUAAUUCUGCCUUGUGGAGGUCUGGAGAAAGGAGGGCCUGGGGAGAUUGGAAGCAAAUUAAGAGGCUUUUCUUCCAUAUUUGUCUUGUUUCCAUGCCAGGGUUCUAAAUUACUUGUGUUCACACUUUCAAGUUUCUCAAUUUACCACAGAAAUUUUGUUUAUGCUACUGCCAAUAGUAUUUUCACGUUUGUUUAAUACUUGCCAGUUUAUAAAUGCUUUUCUAUUCAUGAUCUUGUUUAUUUUUUCCUUUUCUGCAAAGAAGCUGGGCUUAAAGAGAGAUUUCCUCAGGGUCUCAUAAUUAGUAAAAGAACGGAAGGGGGAUACAGAUCCUCACGAGUAACCAGUUCUCUUUUCCUCUGCACUGGCCUGCAUGUGACUUCAGAACCCUAGUCCCGAUCUGUUGUUACCCUGUAGGUUGGUUGUUGCCUUUGUGUUAUGCCUAAAUGGUAUCAUUAUUUUGGGGAAGGUGGUAUUAUCCUAUUUUAUUUUGUAGAAACUGAGGGUAAGAGGAAUCUUCUGAUUUUGCGACUAUUUGUGACAGCUCUUUAGCAUUAAGGUCAUUUUUUCAAUCUAGACCUCCUUUCCUCUAGACUACAUGGAGAGAGGAGAGAGAAAAAAAUAAUUUUAGUGAAAAACAAUCUAUUUCUGCGUUGGUAUGGUUAAGGAUACCCUAACACCAUAAUCGUGUUCUCCUUGUGUGCCUGGCUACUAGUGUCAGCCUAUAUGUGAAUGUUAACCCAAAAGGUCCCUUUAGAUGUCGCUGAACUAGUUACUAUAAAAAGUAUUUCAUUUUCAAACUCCCAUGUUUCAAGAACUGAGGAAUUCCGUACAAUAGGUCAUUUUGAAGGUAUGUAUAGAUGGAAUUUAUUGAGUCUUCUUUUCUGAAUGCCAGACACAAAGAUUUCAGGAGAACGGCAUUUUACAAGGGCUACCUGGAAACUUUGGGAAGGCAAUAGUUACAGGUUUUUACUAUUUAUCCGAGUUUGGAGGUGUGUAUUCUGAUGGAUAAGCUGUUACAUAGGAGUAGGACUUUUGCCUGGGAGAAUGCUUAGUUUUAGUCUGUAGCAGAAAUGGCAAAUCCAGAAUAUUUAUGUAGAAUUAGCUGAUCAUAACCAAAAGCUUGAUUGUAGCUCUGCAGUGAUGAGAAUGGCCCCGGGUUCUUAGGUUAUUCUUUAAGUUAUUAACUUGUUGGGUUGUGCAUUUUUCAGAUUUGCCACUUUAGAAAAUUGUUAGCAAUUUCUUUUAAGGCUUUUACAAAUUCUUUAGUAUGGGUUUUCCUUAGCUUAAUUAUCUGCUAACAUUACACUGUCAGAAUUUACACAUUAGUCAUAAUUAAACCUUUGAAGCUUAAGUGUGGGUGAAUCUUCAGUACUGCUUUAUAUUCUUUGGGAAUGGUCAGCCACUUGUUUCCACAAGAAUUUUAUUUGCACCAAAGGUCAGAUAUUUUCAGGUAGGACUGAUUUUCAAGGGCUGGAAGCCUUUCUUUGAACUUUAUAAUUGUUUGUGCUUGGUUGCAUUCACUGCUGUUUAAAAUGAUCUUUAGUAAGGAGAGUCACUUUAAAGAAAAAAGUUUUUCACGUUACCCUCAUAAUCUCUAUUCCUGGCAAAUUUUCUGGGAUAUUAGAUUUUUCUUUGUCUUCAUCAAGUAAAACAGACCCAUUUGAUGCCCAUUUUAAGAUCUUCCUUCUGCUGCCUAUCUUGUGGUCAUUUAACUUCUCAUUAAGCCCUCCACUAGAGACUGUUCCAGAAGAGAGAGAAGAUGAAAAGCAAAUGAAUCAUUUUCUAAUUGUUAGCAGCUCUGAAAAAUGAUUUAGUAGGAGAGAUUGACACUAUCCCAGAAAUUCUUUUGGAUUAUGUUUUAUUUCAUUCAUCUGUAUUGUCUCUGAGAUGUUCCUAAUAGUCAUCAAUUUAGAGGCUGAUUAUCCAGCUAUUGGAUGGCCAGGAAUCUAACUGCUUUUUUGUUUCUUGCUGUAUCUAAGCAUUAAGCAUCUCCACAGAGGAUGUUUAGAAGUAAGGAGUAGGGAUAAAAUUUAAACUGAUCAAUACUAUUUUUUCCGCCUUAGAGCUCCUUAGUGAACAAUUUGAUUUUUUUUUGGACAGUUUAGUCAUUGUUAUUGGAAGUGACCGACUAAUCGUAACUUCAUUUUAUUAUUAAUAUCUGUAUCUUCUACACAAAUGUAGGGAGGCUUUUGGGUGCUUUUUAAGAAACAUGGGCUCAUAUAGAUUCCCAUAAUUGCUUUCUUGAAUUAUUAAGCUUGAGGUUUCUUUACAUCUUUGUAUCUGAACAGAACCUGGGCUUUUGCUGUGGAACAGAUUCAAAGGCAUCAUCUAAUUUUCUUUUUAUGAUUGUUCAAGAAGUUAGUUUGUUUUGGUUUAGCAGUAAAAAAGGGGUAAAAAGGAUUAAUAGUGGACAGACCUUGCGUAACAGCUGUAACAUUGAUGAUGUUUGGUUUUUUCCUUUGUCUUUGGUCUCCCAUUUCUCAUUUAAUCAUUCGGAUGUUCAUGGAUUGGAGUUCUUCACUUAAGACAGAGGACACCAGCCUUCAGUCACCCUAUUUCCCUGGACCCUGGGCUCCCGAGACAGCAGCGCUGGAGCAGAUGGAUAAUGGAGACUGGGGCUAUAUGAUGACUGACCCAGUCACGUUAAAUGUAGGUGGACACUUGUAUACAACGUCUCUCACCACAUUGACGCGUUACCCGGAUUCCAUGCUUGGAGCUAUGUUUGGGGGGGACUUCCCCACAGCUCGAGACCCUCAAGGCAAUUACUUCAUUGAUCGAGAUGGACCUCUUUUCCGAUAUGUCCUCAACUUCUUAAGAACUUCAGAGUUGACCUUACCCCUGGAUUUUAAGGAAUUUGAUCUGCUUCGGAAAGAAGCAGAUUUUUAUCAGAUUGAGCCCUUGAUUCAAUGUCUCAAUGACCCUAAGCCUCUGUAUCCUAUGGAUACUUUUGAAGAAGUUGUGGAAUUAUCUAGUACUCGGAAGCUUUCUAAGUACUCCAAUCCAGUAGCUGUCAUCAUAACCCAAUUAACCAUCACCACCAAAGUCCAUUCCUUACUAGAAGGUAUCUCAAACUAUUUCACGAAGUGGAAUAAGCACAUGAUGGACACCAGAGAUUGCCAGGUUUCCUUUACUUUCGGACCCUGUGAUUAUCACCAGGAAGUUUCUCUCCGGGUCCACCUGAUGGAAUACAUUACAAAACAAGGUUUCACGAUCCGCAACACCCGAGUGCAUCACAUGAGCGAGCGGGCCAACGAGAACACAGUGGAGCACAACUGGACUUUCUGUAGGCUGGCUCGGAAGACCGAUGACUGAUCUCGAAGCCUGGGAGAAGUUCCUGGAAACUGACUCUCCAGGACAUGGAAGAGACUUUUUUUUUUUUUUUUAAAUCACAGUGUGGGAUUUUUUUUUUUUUUUUUAAUAUUUGUAUUUAUUCGAAGGCAUUGACGACCAGAAGGAAGUUUUGUGCUUUAGCAGACUCCUAUAUGUUUUGUUCCCUUUACCUUGAGUAUGCAUGUGCCUGUUCGGAGCCUCCAGAUACCUUUUUUAUAAAAAGAAGUAUAAAAAUCAUUAUGGUAUAUAAUCUCUUAACAGAGCUUUUUUUAUUACAGUGCUACAAUGAUUUCUGAUUAAAUGGUCCCUAACUCAACUAGAAGGCUAAAAAUGCAGGAAUGAAAGAAUGAACAGAGUACUCAUGAUGCCUUUGAGAAAAACCAAAACAUCAUGUAGGGUGACCUAGUUUCCAAACCAAUAAGCAGUAUUGUAAUAUUAAAGGAAAACUGUUCCAAUCAUUUAAAAGUACUUGUUAAGUACUGCUUUUUACAGUUAUGACAACUGUUUCUUUCUAUGCAUAUAAAUCAAGCAACCAAAUAUCUGUAGCCAUGGAAAUGUCUGACUAGAAAUAUUUAUAUUGGAUUCUGAAUACAAAAUGUCCCUGUGGUAGAACUCUUACUUCUUAUGCCUGGUGCAGUAUGAUUCCCAAGUGUACUGUCUACCAGAAGAAAAAAAAAAACUAAUAAAAAAUGAAAUCUGAAAAUUA